UAUGUUACAAUUGCGGUGAACAAGGACAUAUCAGUACCAAUUGCGAGAAGCCACGGCAAAACAACAAUUACCGUAACAAUGCAGGAGGAAGUCAGCCGAAAUAAUGCGAACUCCACCACACAAAUCAAGGUUCGCCCAAAUAUGGAUAGCUCGCCGAUCGACAUUG
Molecule: messenger RNA, 166 nt
Organism: Ambispora gerdemannii
Lineage: Eukaryota; Fungi; Glomeromycota; Glomeromycetes; Archaeosporales; Ambisporaceae
Source: the annotation of a GenBank genome assembly